AUGGAAAAAAAAGAGUUCUUAGUCGUAGCAGGUGACUUCAAUGGCCACAUUGGAAAGGAUAUAGAUGGUUAUGAAGGAAUUCAUGGAGGUUUUAGUAUAGGUACACGAAAUAGAAAAGGAAGAAGGUUGCUGGAGUUCUGCGCAGAAUCAAAUUUAGUAGUGGGUAACACUUGGUUUAAAAAUAAAAGAAAGGCAACAUUUCAAUCCGGUGUUGCAGAAACUCAAAUCGACUUUAUGUUGGUAGAGAAUGAAUGGCGAAAAAAGAUCCAAAAUGUGAAGGUGAUUCCAGGGGAACUCCAACACAGCUUACUGGUAAUGGAUGUUGGAAAAUUGCAUAUACCAAAAAAGAAACAAGUGCUGCCAAAGAGGCUAAAAAUAUGGAAGUUGAGAGAUGUGAAAAUCCAACAGAAGUUUGCAGAAAAAAUGGAUGAAUUGUGGAUGAGUAGCUCAGAAAAGGAUCCAUGGCUAAAAUAUAAACUAUGUACUCUGAACGCAACCAAAGAAGUAUGUGGAGUGAGCAAAGGCAAGACACCUCAGGGUGAAACCUGGUAG
Anneissia japonica is the source of this 552-nucleotide messenger RNA. RefSeq lists its product as uncharacterized. Gene Ontology annotation, cellular component: nucleus. Lineage: Eukaryota; Metazoa; Echinodermata; Crinoidea; Comatulida; Comatulidae. Gene Ontology annotation, biological process: chromatin remodeling. The record is from RefSeq and is a predicted model, not a curated record. The transcript has a single exon. The coding region runs from base 1 to 552 and encodes 183 amino acids.